AUAGACGAUCUUUGUCUCACGUCUUGACGUGUCACCAGGGGCAGGCAGUGAGGGAAGUUUCCGAUCUUGAAAUGUCUUUAGUUUGAAACAGGCAACAUGUAUUACAUUUAGUAUUAUUUUGUGGUUAGAAGUCAUGUCCCUGCUGCAGUGUGUCGGCGGGUCAACAUGCAGUGGAAAAGACACAUCACUGGUGUCGCUUUUAGCAUCGUUUUCGUUGUAUCAUAUUUCACGAAUAAGUUUGUCCUGUCAGUGUUAAAAUUCACCUAUCCAACCUUAUUUCAAGGAUGGCAAACAUUUAUCGGGGCUGUACUGCUUCUACUCUCUGGGAAGUUUGGAUGGGUGGAAAUGAGCCGCAUCAACAGAUCAGCAGCUCUUUCCUGGCUUCCAGGCUCCCUCCUGUUUGUGGGAAAAAUAUAUGCGGGUUCCAGGGCUUUAUCACGCAUAGACAUUCCUAUUUUCUUCACUCUUCAGAAUUCCUCCCAUGUUGUUAGUUACAUAAUCUUGAAGGUUUUCCAUAGAGAGAAGACACAAUGGCUGAAAUUAAUCAGCAUAUGCUUAAUGCUGCUCUCAGCCAUCAACCUCCCCCUCCAUGAUCUUCAGUUUGACUACAGUGGUUACCUCUGGGCUGUUGGUCAUCUGCUCUGUGUUGGUGCAUACAGAGUGUUUCAAGUUCACUACAAAUCAAGUAAUUUGAGUGACCUUGAACAACAGUGCAUCAACUACUUGUUCAGUGUACUGCUGCUGGCCAUUGCCGCUCACCCAACAGGCGACCUCACAGGUGCCAUGGAGUUCCCCUCCCUUCAGUCCCACACAUUUCACUGUGGUUGCUGUGCCAGUGCACUGCUGGGUUUUUUGUUGCUGCUGGCCACAGUCAAACUAAAAAGUGGAUUGUCCCUCGAGCACUUUGGGGUCUGGAUUUUUUUGUCUAAGAUUACUGCCAUGUUCCUCUCUCCGUUUAUUUUCUACAUGGACAUUAAUACUCCAUCUCUUAUUUGUGUUGUCAUUAGUCAUGUUGGAGAGGCCCUGCUGGUGUAUUCUCACAGAGACUCUCAGUUGUGAUGAGGAAAUUGCAGCUCUCCAGAUUGACCCACAACUAGCAGUCCUAAAAGAGAUUUUUUUUUCUAGAAAAAUGUAUUUUAUUUUUGGCACUUUA
Perca flavescens (yellow perch) is the source of this 1153-nucleotide messenger RNA. It is a transcript of the gene slc35d4, whose product is annotated as solute carrier family 35 member D4. Lineage: Eukaryota; Metazoa; Chordata; Actinopteri; Perciformes; Percidae. The transcript has 15 exons. The coding region runs from base 166 to 1059 and encodes 297 amino acids. The record is from RefSeq and is a predicted model, not a curated record.